GCAUUUUGUUUCGCGUGGUCGUUCUGGGUCGUCCCCCCGAAGCUCGUUGAAUGAAGAUAACCGUCGCGUAGCGCGGACAGCUGCAUUGGCCGCGGCCUUGACGCCUGCAGAGCGAUACUCUAGUCGCAUACACUUUUGCAUGCUAGCUGACCACAUAGUGGUAGUGUCAGUAGAGUUGGUGCGUCCGAGUCUUCGGCCAGGGAGCGGCGACCUGCUGAAGAGGAGACGGUGACCAUGGCUUGGCGAACGUGCGCGAUCGCGCUGCUUUGCACCGCGCUGUCGUGCGCGCUCGCCGACGAAAUGCCCGGAUAUGCAUUCACAGAGCUCUGCCAGAACCAGUCGGCCCCCCUCACGGUCCGCAAAGCGGCUCUCGUGUGGCUCAACAGCUCGCAAGAAGAGUGCAGUGUGCCCAUCCGCUUUCCAUCUGGGCUUCUCGUCACGGUCGUCUCGCUAAACUUGACGACUUCGGCAAACUGCACUAACAGUUAUCUCAGUGUGAUGGCUGGUAAUGAAGUAGUGCCCGGAGGAGGGCCAUUCUGUGGCCACCGUGAAGAUAGCCGUGAGGCCACGCCAUCUCUGCAGGUAGCAUUCCUGAAACCGCCGGAGAAUGGCUCGGUCAUGCUGAAUGUCAAUGCCACGUCGCCAAGUAGUAACUUCACGUUGGUGCUCACAGCGUUUACAAAUGUGAGCAGUGAUGGCAGCUGCCCCAGCACGAGGCAUGAGUGCUACAACAAGCGUUGCAUCGCUUCGGAUAUCUUCUGUGACGGCCACAAUCAUUGCGGUGGGACGCAGGUCCCGUUGCCAGAGCAGUGUCCCAGUCCUGUUACAGUGGAGGCCACCUGGUGGGCUAUCGGAACAAUCAUCUUUGGCGUCUUUGCGCUCAUCCUGCUUCUGCCGUGUUUUGUGUGGACUGCACUGCGCGGAGGCCAGAACAACGUGACUACUCUGGUGCUUCCCGGUGCCAUGCGCAUUCCGAGCAAGAACGGCUCUCCCAGCUCGGCUGCUGCCGCAGGGACGUCUCCGACGCUGGAGGCACCUUCCGUGAACGACGUUCCGUCGUCCGCCGAUCACCAGCUCUCUGUGGAGUGCGCACCCACGACGAGCGACAAGGCACGGCUCGUGACAUCUUGAAGGCUCGCACGCACCUCGGAAAUUGGUGUACAUAUACUCUUCCCAUGACCUAGAUGGUCGACUUGUUCGUUCGUGGCUCAGUCUUGUUCCAGUGCCCAUCCCAUGUUGUGGAAGAGAAGCCUACGAUCGUGGGAGUUCAGCCUCGGCACACAAUGGCAGGUUUGCCGUGUCAGUCCAAAAUCUUUUAUCAUUCAUUCGGCCACUGGUAUUGAAAAUGCCUACUGGCAUGAGUAUCUUUAUCGUGGCCUCUUUAGUUUCGGACACAGAUUGAGAUGGAUCUUAAGAGCUUUAGUAUAAGCCACAAUUUUUAUGUUUGAUUACCGCACCCUCUAGUUGUUUAACUAUUUAGAAGGGCUGAUUCACUCUGUAAAGUUUUAGAAGCAUUCUGGCACUAAUGAUGACCUGUUUGUUGACAAGGAAGAACUUUGGAAGUCAAGUUGUACACCAGUUCUGGAUGGUGAGUCGUGUAUUGAACGCAUGCGUGAGACGGCGUCGUUUGUGACAUUGUUGGAGACUCUGCUGCUUAGUUAUUUUCUUUUUGUUCAACUGCCACACAUGGGGUCAAACAUUUGCAACCACACUUACUUCUCACUUGGGAGUUACGUCAAGUGGUCCUACCUUGUAAAAAAAAGGCAAUGGGUCGCAAAUUUACGACAAACUUGAGGAAUGGUUUGACAAUCUUUCUUAGCUGUGACUGUACAUUGUCCACUGUUGAAAAUGUUAUAUCUGCAGACAGUAGCUAGAUGGGAAUUAGUAGUAGCUUUUGUUAUCUCUGGUGUAUGUAGUGAACUGCUUUGUUUUGCUGACUUAAGGACUCCUGCCUCAUAUGUAGGUCAUCAUAAGGAUUUUUGUGAGGCCACCCUGCUUGGAUCUAGAUGUAUUGUUUUUAAAACCUUACACUAACUUUAUGAGUCAGUACUGUGUGACUUAAUGUAAUAUUGAAUGGCCAUAUGCAUGGAGAACUGAUGAACGAAUUUGUGAAUGUAAACCAGAGCUAAAGCCUGUAACAAAUUGGAGUCGUGCGAUUUUCAUCCAGUUUUCUGUACCUUUGCCUGUACAUUACGACUUAAAAGCCUUACUUGUUUUUUCGCUCUUCGGGUAAAGAAAUGUACAAAUAUGUGCCUUCCAGCCAGUGUUUGUUCUUUGUCUCUUUAUUAUAGUAUUUUUUGACCGAGCAGGUAUAGUGACAUCAGCACAUGCAACGGUUCCUGUGACACCGGAAGCUUCCGCAUGUUUUAUAGGUACUAACUUACUAAACGAUGUUUCAAUACUCGAGAUCGAGUCAGGUGCAUCAAGAGCCCAAAACAGAUGCCCCCUAACACGCCGUGGUUGUUACAGGUUCAAAUACACAUGCCAUUACUCUACAGUACUUUAUAUUCUCUACCGUUGUCGAAUGCAGCUACGGGCGUGUUUAGCAGCUUACAGUUCAGGCCAACCUACAGUACAUGCACUGUGCAGAAUAUCCACAUUAAUACAGUGCGGCAUUUCUAAAUUCCCAGUUUUUGGUCUGCUCCACUUUCUGCAUCUGGGGUAAGCUCAGCCUUGUGUGCAGGAUUUUACUAACAGCUCUUUUCUAGACAGUGCAGUUUAUCGGGAAUAAUGACUUGUGUGGCCGUAGAGAGGAGUGUGCAUUAUGUCUCAUGCCGGUCAACGUUACGUGCCUAAAAACAUAAAAUGGCACACAACACAAAAGUACACUUAUUCAGCCAUAUGUGUAGCAUUAAUAAAAUGAUGGGCAACGAAUUCGCACUGCACCUUUCAAGUGUUUACAUUCAUGUAACUUUCGUAAUUUAGUCUCACGCAGUGCACAAGAACAUGUCGAAAGGAGAAUACAAAUUUGGUGACCAUAUUGAUUUUUUCAUGCAGUCCACUGCUUGUAUGGUAAGGUGCAGUAGCUUCAAAGUUGGCCAUUUAGUGAUGCAUUAGCAUUCGAUGUUGCAGCUGUUCUGUUAUACCUUGCUGAUGUUAAUGAGCUGACCAGUCCUGCUUUUUUAGUAUACACAUCAUUAGUAUACAUUGUUGUUGUUAAUGAGCUGACCAGUCAUGCAUACAAUCUAUCGGCAGUGCUAACUCGAGCCACUGGUGUAACAUUUCUUGACUAAGCGUCAUAUUUGUUGCUUUAGCAAUUUCGAAGAAAAGACCUUUCUUGGAACUGAUCAAUAGUAAAAUUUUGGAGCCUUUCUGCA
Molecule: messenger RNA, 3317 nt
Organism: Rhipicephalus microplus (southern cattle tick)
Lineage: Eukaryota; Metazoa; Arthropoda; Arachnida; Ixodida; Ixodidae
Molecular function (GO): protein binding
Source: RefSeq, a predicted model, not a curated record